This is a messenger RNA of Aspergillus nomiae NRRL 13137, 1791 nucleotides long. RefSeq names its product methylisocitrate lyase ICL2. The transcript has 6 exons. Bases 1 to 1791 code for a protein of 596 amino acids. Gene Ontology annotation, cellular component: mitochondrial matrix. Lineage: Eukaryota; Fungi; Ascomycota; Eurotiomycetes; Eurotiales; Aspergillaceae. The record is from RefSeq and is a predicted model, not a curated record. Gene Ontology annotation, molecular function: isocitrate lyase activity; methylisocitrate lyase activity.
AUGCUUCGAUCAAUUCCUCGUCGAAUCCCUCGACGCCUUCCGACUCCCUCGUCCCCAUCUCGCCUCGCCCUGCGUUCCUUCACAUGCGGUUAUCCGCGGAUGUCGGUGCCACCGCUAUCCGCUGUUGAACCCCCCGUGUCGACAGCAUUACCAAGCGAUUCCUACCAACUUCUAUCGACGGCUGACAAGGCUGGAGCAGCUGAGGAUGCUUUGUACGAGCAACAGAUCAAAGAUGUGGAAGCGUGGUGGCAGUCGCCGCGUUUCGAGGGCAUCAAGCGGCCCUAUUCGGCUGCGGACGUUGUCAGUAAACGGGGCUCACUACAACAGACGUACCCCAGCUCCUUGAUGGCGCGGAAACUGUUCAACUUGCUGAAUGAAAGAGCGGCGGAAGGCAAACCAGUUCAUACCAUGGGCGCCAUUGAUCCGGUGCAGAUGACGCAGCAGGCCCCGAACCAAGAAGUCCUGUAUAUUUCCGGUUGGGCAUGCUCCUCUCUUCUGACUACUACCCAUGAAGUAUCGCCAGACAUGGGUGACUACCCGUACAACACCGUUCCGAACCAAGUCCAGCGACUGUUCAAAGCUCAACAACUGCACGAUCGCAAGAACUGGGACGCUAGACGGAAAUUGACCCCCGAGGAGCGGAAAUCUACCCCUUACGUAGAUUUCAUGCGACCGAUUAUCGCGGAUGGAGAUACUGGACACGGAGGACUCUCUGCCGUCCUAAAGCUUGCCAAGCUCUUCGCUGAGAAUGGCGCUGCUGCGGUCCAUUUCGAAGACCAGCUCCAUGGCGGAAAGAAGUGCGGUCACCUCGCAGGCAAGGUCAUUGUGCCCGUGGGCGAGCAUAUCAACCGGCUUGUUGCCGCUCGUUUCCAGUGGGAUAUGAUGGGCUCUGAGAACCUCCUGAUCGCCCGCACAGACUCGGAGAGUGGAAAACUGCUCAGCAGUGCUAUCGAUGUGCGCGACCACGAAAACCUUGCAAGCAAUGGAGCGGGAAGCGCUGCCCCUGCCGAGAUCGAUGCUUAUGAAUUGGACUGGGUCAAGAGCCACAAGCUUGUCACCUUCGACGAAGCUGUCGACGCACACCUCGAGAGAGAAGGGGCGGCUCAGUCCGUCAGGGAUGCAUACAAGACGCGAGUCCAGGAGAAUCCCGACCUCUCUAUUACCCGCCGGAAGGCCCUCGCAAGUGACUACACCAAGACCCCAGUGGUCUGGUCCUGGGAUAUUCCCCGGACGCGGGAAGGCUACUACCAUUACAAGGCUGGCUUCCCAGCAGCCACCAAGCGAGCCAAGGAAUUUGCCCCCUAUGCAGACCUACUCUGGGUGGAAACCGGCGAUCCCAACGUCGAGAAGGCUGCCAAGUUGGCCGGCGACGUACGGAGCGCCUUCCCCGGCAAGAAACUGGUCUACAACCUGAGUCCGUCGUUCAACUGGAUGGGACAGGGCUUCACCGAAGAGUCCCUCAAGUCAUUCAUCUGGGACCUUGCCCCGCACGGAUUCGUGCUGCAACUGAUCUCCCUCGCCGGCUUACACACCAACGCCACCGUGACAACGGAGCUUUCCCGUGCCUUCAAGGACGAGGGCAUGCUCGCGUACGUGCGCCAAAUCCAGGCACGUGAGAAGGAACUCGGGGUCGAGGUCCUUACUCAUCAGAAAUGGAGCGGUGCGCCGUACAUGGACGGGAUCCUGGGUGCCAUCCAAAGCGGCAACAGCAGUAGCAAGAGCAUGGGAGAAGGAAACACAGAAAAGGGUAAGAUCUUUUACUACUAUCACCAUACAGAGCCCUGUUACUAA